This is a messenger RNA of Centruroides sculpturatus (bark scorpion), 1967 nucleotides long. Its product is annotated as carbohydrate sulfotransferase 11-like. Gene Ontology annotation, cellular component: membrane. Gene Ontology annotation, molecular function: sulfotransferase activity. The record is from RefSeq and is a predicted model, not a curated record. Lineage: Eukaryota; Metazoa; Arthropoda; Arachnida; Scorpiones; Buthidae. The coding region runs from base 493 to 1590 and encodes 365 amino acids. The transcript has 4 exons. Gene Ontology annotation, biological process: carbohydrate biosynthetic process.
UUCAUAAUUCGUUUACCAUAAAACGAGUGAAAAAUUAAGAAUUCCUUUUAAAUAUUAAAUAUAAUCCUGACACAAAGCCAAAAUUCUUUAAGGGGAGGGAAAAAAUUCGGUUCUUUUAAAUUUUCAUUCAGUUCUGUAGCCAAAAGCAACAAUAUUAUAAUUUCGAAACUAUAUAUAGAUAUAUUUAACACUAUCUUUUCCUGUGAAAUUUAAUUAGUUGAUAAGAAAAAUCAAAUUUUCUACACUCUCCACACGUCUCUUCACUCAAACUACAAUAGAAUUAAGGGAUAUUUUACGUUUUAAAAUUAGAAAAAUAGGUUCUUAACUAAACACAGCGAUGCUAGAUAUAUACUGUAUAUUGUCAUCUUUUCCGUAAACCCACAACAGGUUUUAUGAUAUACGUAUGCAUCGACCACGUCAUAAGAAUUCCACUGACCUUGGAUCUUGUAUUAGUUAUUACUCGAAUGUAGGCCUUAGUAGGCGCUUUUUGUUAUGUUGUCCACUCAACACAAGAGGCACUGGAUUAAAUGUUUAUGUUCUAGCAUAUUGCUAAUUGCCAUAGCUACUUGGAUUAUCUACCUUUUCCUACCCAUACCCACAAAAGGGCCAAAGUUUAAGAACAUUUCCCACGCCUAUGCAUCUACCAAAGUAAGAAUUACUCUUAACACUCAAGCAAUUCCUACAACAUUAGAUUCAUCUCUAUCAUCCGAUAUAUACGAAUCCAGAUUGGAUCGAGUUAAUGAAGUCUGUGAUAAAUACAGCAUAACGUAUUAUAGAAUAUUUAAAAAGGCCACAUCAAAUAGGUUAAAAAACGAUAAGAGAACGUCGUGUUCGACCAAAGAAUGUCCCGUUUUAGUCGACGAUGAUAACUUGUUCUACUUCUGCUUCAUUCCAAAGGUGGCAUCUACGUUUAUUAAGCAGUUAUUUUAUAAUAUCUCGUCUCUUCCUCAUAAUUUCUCAGUUUCCACAAACAGUUCAGCAUUUCAUUCGGAAGCUAAUGAAGUUUUCAAGAGGAUAUCGCCAUUAUUAUAUCCUAAAUAUAUUUUAAGAAGAUAUUAUAAAGUUAUGUUUGUACGUCAUCCCUUCGAUAGAUUGGUUUCUGCCUUUAGAGAUAAAGCUGAAAAAUCUAGAAAGGAGAAAUUGUAUUUUUAUGAAAAAUAUUGGGAUCCUAUAAUGAAGAAGUAUCGUUCGAGUGACAAAUUAGACGAUAAUUCAAAGCCUACGUUCCGAGAAUUUAUAAGGUAUUUAUUAGAAACGAAUCCUUCUCAUUAUGAUGUCCAUUGGGCAUUUUAUUGGAGCAGAUGCGAGCCAUGUUUAGUGCAAUACGAUUUCAUAGGCAAACUGGAGAGUGCCCACGAAGAUUUUUGGCAGGUUUCGAGGAAAUUAGACAUUGACUAUUUACCAUUUAAGGUAAAAAACGAAGAUCGAUUCACCAAUCGAAAUUAUUUUUACAAUUUAACCGCCGAAGAGCUAAGCAAAUUGUAUUCAUUGUAUAAACUGGAUUUCGAACUCUUCGAUUACAGCAUCGAAGAAUUUUUUGGAACUUCAAAUUACAAUCAAAGUUUAAGGAAAUUAAACGCUACAGCUUGAUAAAACAGAGUGUUUUUAUUUAUAUAUUAUGAUUUUUAUAAACCAUUAAAAACAUUUUAAACAGUAAACAGAACGGAUUUGAAUUUUAUUUAUUGAGAAGCUAUGGCUAUAAAUUAUGGAUUAGUUGUAAAUUUUAUUAUACAAAUUUGAAUAUAGUUAAUUAAUUGAGGUCUAAUUUAUCGGUUAUAUCGAGGAUAACAUAUUUACAUAAGCAUCAGCGUUGAAUUUUGUACACGUUUUAAACAAUCCAUACUUUUUUAUGUAUAUAAAAAAGGUUUCUUACAAGAUAAAAAACGUUGAAAAUAUGACAAUAAUAAUAAUAAUAAUAUCUAAAUAAACAGUUACAAAAGAGCAAUACUUUACUGAUUAUUAUCCAU